Messenger RNA from Pomacea canaliculata, 2806 nucleotides. RefSeq names its product solute carrier organic anion transporter family member 5A1-like. NCBI's taxonomy places the organism in Eukaryota, Metazoa, Mollusca, Gastropoda, Architaenioglossa, Ampullariidae. Gene Ontology annotation, biological process: transmembrane transport; sodium-independent organic anion transport. The transcript has 15 exons. The record is from RefSeq and is a predicted model, not a curated record. Gene Ontology annotation, cellular component: membrane. Bases 284 to 1633 code for a protein of 449 amino acids.
GCGACGACAGUGACGUCAGAGACUGCCGGCGAUAACGGAUAACGACAUCCUUGCCGUGGUGCCGCCGUGCAACUAAUUAGUCGGUAUUUUAAAGCCUGCAUCCUUUAUGUAGAGAUACAGCGACAGCAGAGUCUUUGCCAGAGUCAGGAAGUCCAAGAUCAACCUUUUGUUUUCUUCUUGUCCGUCUUUCUUUUGCGGCCGGCCCGUCCACCCGCUCUGAGGCUUCGCACCACACCCGUCUACCAGCGCUGUUUCUACCUACUUGUAUUUUCAGAUCCUCAAGAUGAUUGGAGACAAGGAUAUGAAACAACCUCACAAAGACUCAUUCGGCUGGGGACCCAUUGUUCCAAAAUUUCUAAAGGGGUGUAAGAGAUUGUCCUGUUUAGCAAUCUGCUUCAUCUUCUGCUCUUUCUUGAAUGGCAUCAACUUGGGUGCACUCAGCGUGGCAUUGACGACUCUCGAGAAGCGAUACGGUUUUUCCAGCAAAGUAACAGGUCUCGUGUCAGCGGCAGCGAACAUUGGCAGUGUCACCACCAUCAUCUUCUUGGCCCCACUCGGUUACCAAAGUCACAGGCCCCGGAUGUUGGCGUGUGGCGCCGUCGUGACCGCCGUGUCCUGUCUGCUUCGGAUCAUGCCUCAUCUUCUGGAUGGCCCCUACUGGUUGCCAGACACCAUCGAACGGAUGCGUAGCCAGCAUCCUCUGUGCCAGACAAGUGGAAACAGCACCAGUUGCUCCAAACUUCACUCCUCGGAUACUUUUGCGAACACGGCCCUGGUCUUCCUCCUGCUCGGUCAGCUUGCUGGUGGGGCGGGCUUUUCUCAAAUCAUCUCUUUUGCACCUGGGAUAUUUACUGAUCACCUGGCUGAUAAAAAAAGCGGGCACGCAUAUAUAGCUGCCAGCAAUGUGUUGGGCGCUGUAGGUAUCUCUGCUGGAUUUUUGUUUGGUUCGGUGUGCCUUACCAUCUUCGUUGAUAUACGCACAACCAUCUACAUAGAUUACAGUAAUCAAGAGUGGAUUGGAGCAUGGUGGCUGAUGUUCGCCUUCACAGGAACUUUCUUGCUUAUAUUUGCUAUAAUUCUCUUCGCUUUUCCAGCCAGAGUCUAUGAUGGGUUUGCACGGAAAAACCUGUUGGAUGAGGAAAGAGAUUCUCUUAAAGAUUCAGCUGGAAGUACUAGUUCUACUUCUUCUUCUACGCGGGUGCAGAAGCGAGGAGGAAAUUGUAAGAACUUUCUGAAAAAGAUUAAAACGUUCCCUGGAUCACUUGUGAAACUGGUGAAGAACCCGGCUUUCAACCUUUUCAACAUCUGCACCUGGUCGGAGCUGUUCUUCAUGUCAGGGCUCUGUGCCUUCGGACCAAAGGUCUUCGAAAAGGAUUUCGACAUCUCUUCCGCCGAUGCUGGACUGGUUAUGGGUACCAUCGUUGCUUCCGGAGCAGUGGGCGGCAUCCUGGGUGGCGGCUUUGUGAUAAGCAAGAUGAGUGCGAACCCUCGCGCUCUGGCCCGCACGUGCGCCAUCUGCUCGCUGGUGGCUGCCGCUUGCUUCCUGCGCCUACUUCUUCCGCUGCGACGAGACCAAGGUGGCGGGCAUCCACAUGUCUUACAAUCACACGUCCUUCCCAAGCGACAGCAAUGAGGGAAAAUCUCGGCUGAUUGAUGAAUGCAACGUUUGGUUGCGACUGUCAGAUCUCCACUUUCUCACCUGUCUGUGGCCCCGAUGGCGUCACGUAUUUCUCGGCCUGUCACGCUGGAUGUGACUUUGCGGGUAUUGACCGGGAUAGGCUGAUGCUGAACUUCACGAACUGUGCCUGCGUCAGAGCCAGAAAUCACAGCCCGAUGGUUGUCGACUCGGUGACGAAUAUAGAAGCUGAACCAGAUGUCGAAUUGGACCAGUCCCAAGACACAGAAUUCACGGUGACCGACGGGAAAUGUCUUCGAAACCGCUGCAACAGCUUCUAUCCAUUCUUCGUCCUCCUUCUCUUUGGUAUCUUCGUCCGGGCUGUCAUCAUCCCACCACUGACUGUUCUGAUCCUCAAAUGUGUUCCAGAUGACGAAAAAGUAUUUGCUCUGGGAGCAAACUUUCUUUCUUCUAAAGCCCUAGGUGCUGUUCCUGGGCCAAUAAUCCUGGGUGCCCUCAUCGAUAAAACCUGUCUAAUAUGGCAGGAAACAUGUGAAAAUACAGGUCACUGCUGGAUGUAUAAAAACACAGAUCUCAAUCUGCACUUGUGCUUUAUAUGGCUAGGUACAUCCAUUGUCUCCACUGUUACAUGCUUUUGUGCAAGCCUGCUUGUUCCAGGUGACCCAAGUUCACCCACAAGACAAGAGCAGCAGUCUAACACCAAUAUUACUAACAACAAAGAUAAUCAGAAAUCUAACACCCAUAUCUUUGACAACAAAGAUAAUAUGAAAUCUGAAAGCUCAGAUGAGAUAUACGAGCCUAUUUCAAACUGAGUUUUACAUCUUAAGACUGUUCGUGUUAGAGAGUUUUUAAAUUAUUGUGGAAUUAAAAUAUGACAAAGUAGACAGAGAAUGAAUAGUUAUUAAAAAAAAUUGUCAACAUCAAACAUCCAUGCUUCAGCUAUUUUACAAAAAAAUUAAGGGUCUUCACAGUAUCCAGAGCUGAUUUAGUUUUUCUCAUUUUCUCACACACUUACCACUGCUUAAAUCCUAGUUCAGAAAAUAAAGCUUUCAUUUGAUGAUAAUCUUUAAAUUUUAUCACAGACUGUAACGAGCCUGAAUUGGUCCUUGAGCAAUUGUAAAAAUGUAUUUCUGUCAGCUAAAAAAAAAUCAAUUAAAGUUUUAAGUACGA